AUGGACAUGGCAAUGGCCACCAUGUCCCACAAACACACCCAUGAUCAAUUGCAAAGAUUACUCUCAUCAUCAACAGCACUUUCUCACCUCAAACAAAUCCAUGCACAAAUCCUCCACUCCAAUUCAAACACCCUCCUUCCCAAACUCGUCCUUUCUUCUUGCACCCUCUCAUCUUCCUCUUCAACCCUCGACUAUGCUCUCUCCGUUUUCUCCCAAAUUCCAAACCCACCUACCCAUUUCUCUAACCAACUCCUCCGUCAUCUCUCUCGCACUCCCUUACCUCACAAGACCCUUUUCCUAUAUCACAAUCUUAGAACAAUUGAUGUUUUCACUCUUGACACCUUUAGUUUCCCUCCGUUGUUGAAAGCUGUUUCUAAACUUUCCGCCCUUACUUAUGGUUUGGAGAUUCAUGGCCUUGCGUCAAAGCUUGGUUUCCUUUCUGACCCUUUUAUUCAAACUGCCUUAAUUGCAAUGUAUGCGUCGUGUGCCCGCAUCAUGGAUGCACGGUUGCUGUUUGAUAAAAUGUCUCACCCGGAUGCUGUUGCUUGGAAUACUAUCAUUGAUGGGUACUGCCAGAAUGGUCAUUUUGAUGAUGCUUUAAGCCUCUUUGAAGAUAUGAAGAACUCUGGUGUGAAGCCUGAUUUUGUUAUCCUUUGUACUGUGCUCUCUGCCUGUGGUCAUGCUAGAAAUUUAAGCUAUGGUAGUUCAAUCCAUGAGUUUAUUAAGGACAAUGGUCUUGCUAUUGACUCUUAUUUACAGUCUGCUCUCAUUAACAUGUAUGCAAAUUGUGGUGCAAUGGAGUUGGCUAGGGAAAUAUAUGACGGACUCUCGUCGAAACAUUUGAUUGUUUCAACUGCAAUGCUUUCUGGUUAUGCAAAACUUGGAAUGACUAAGAAUGCUCGCUUCAUAUUUGACCAAAUGAUUGAAAAGGACUUUGUAUGUUGGAGUGCAAUGAUAUCUGGUUAUUCUGAAAGUGAUCAACCUCAAGAGGCUCUUAAAUUGUUCAAUGAAAUGCUACGGCAGAGAAUAGUGCCUGAUCAGAUCACAAUGCUGAGUGUCAUUUCUGCUUGCUCUCAUGUUGGCGCACUUGUUCAAGCAAAAUGGAUUCAUACCUAUGUAGAUAGAAAUGGGUUUGGAAGAGCUCUAUCUGUUAACAAUGCACUAAUUGAUAUGUAUGCCAAAUGUGGGAACUUGGUCAAGGCAAGAGAGGUAUUUGAGAAUAUGCCGAGAAAAAAUGUGAUAUCUUGGUCCAGUAUGAUCAAUGCAUUUGCAAUGCAUGGGAAUGCAGAUAAUGCUAUAAAUCUUUUCCAUAGGAUGAAAGAAGAAAAUAUUGAGCCCAAUGGUGUUACAUUUAUAGGUGUGCUUUAUGCUUGUGGACAUGCCGGUUUAAUUGAGGAAGGCCAGAAAUUGUUUUCAUCCAUGAUUCAUGAUCAUCACAUCUCUCCUACCCGUGAGCACUAUGGGUGCAUGGUUGACCUGUAUUGUAGAGCCAAUCUCUUGAGAAAAGCUAUUGAGCUUAUCGAGACAAUGCCUUUUGCGCCGAAUGUUAUCAUUUGGGGAUCCCUUAUGUCUGCUUGUCAAAUUCAUGGUGAAGCUGAGUUAGGGGAAUUUGCUGCGAAACAGCUGCUUGAGUUAGAGCCUGGUCAUGAUGGAGCUCUUGUGGUUUUGUCAAACAUAUAUGCCAAAGAAAGAAGAUGGAAUGAUGUUGGACUGAUCAGAAAAUCAAUGAGUUAUAAAGGUAUCUCAAAAGAGAAGGCAUGCAGUAGGGUUGAAAUAAACAAUGAGGUUCAUACGUUUAUGAUGGCUGAUAGAUAUCAUAAACAAUCAGAUGAAAUAUAUCACAAGUUAGAUGAGGUAGUCAGUCAAUUGAAGUCGGUUGGCUACAAGCCGAGUACCUCAAACAUUUUGAUUGAUUUAGAAGAGGAAGACAAAAAAGAUUUGGUUCUAUGGCAUAGUGAAAAAUUAGCAGUUUGCUAUGGACUAAUUAGCAGGAGGAAAGAAUCAUGCAUUCACAUAGUUAAAAAUCUUAGAAUAUGUGAGGAUUGUCACUCUUUUAUGAAGUUAGUCUCAAAGGUGUAUCAAGUAGAGAUUGUUGUGAGAGAUAGGACUAGGUUUCACCAUUGCAGUAGUGGUAUUUGUUCUUGUAAGGACUAUUGGUGA
Molecule: messenger RNA, 2160 nt
Organism: Vicia faba (fava bean)
Lineage: Eukaryota; Viridiplantae; Streptophyta; Magnoliopsida; Fabales; Fabaceae
Source: the annotation of a GenBank genome assembly